AUGGCGUCUCCGGAACUCACAGACUAUGAGCGGAAGAGGCUCGAGAACAUUCGCCGAAAUGACCAAAUGAUGGCUUCCCUCAAGCUCCAUUCCAUCGCUGCCCAAGUCUCUGCCUCAACCAAACGCCCAAGGGCUGAGACCAAAUCGUACAAAGUAUGUCCGAAGAAGCAACCCAAAACCCAGACCCCAAUUGUUAUAAGGCGUUCUUUACGUACAAGAGGUUUACCCCCCGAUGCCAAGGGCCUUAGCGAUGAUGCUAUCGAAUCCAUGGCCAGGACCUCAAAAUCUCCGAGCCCAUCGAAAGCAUCGCCUCGCGACUUGGGUCCUCUUAGUAUGAGAGAGGCGUAUAGUGGAGCGUCGGAUCGAGCUCUAAUUGAAGCCCUUUUGGGUAUUGCGAACAAACCCCAACUGAGUGCUUCAGUAAAAGGUGAAAUUGGGAGAUUUGAGGUUUCCAAAGUUGAGAAUUCGAGCGGUGCCCGUGAGGGAAUAGACGGGCUUACUUAUGGUUUGAUUAAGAAGGAAGAGAAUGAAAUUGAGGAUGGUUUGAAGUUGGAGCCUUUGACUGAGGGCAUAGAUGGGAUAACUUGCGGUUUGAUUAAGAAGGAAGAGAGUGAAGUUGAUAGUGGUUUAAAGUUGGAGUCUUUGACUCUGAAUUCGGAGAAUAUAGCGCGGGUUGUGCCAGGGAGAAUUACGAACGUGAGUUUUUUUCCUUGUACUAGUUCAAGUAUGGUUGUGGUUGGGAAUAAGUUUGGGAAUGUUGGAUUUUGGCAUAUUGAUUCUAAGGAAGAGGAAGAAAGUGGGGUCUACUUGUAUCGUCCACAUACAGGUCCCAUUUCAGGGAUUUUGAUUCAACAACAUUGCAUGUCAAAGAUCUUUACUAGUUGUUAUGAUGGAUUUAUCCGGUUGAUGGAUGCUGAGAAAGAGGUGUUUGAUCUAGUAUAUUCCAGUGAAGAGACUAUAUACUCCAUCUGCCAACAAUCAAAGGAUCCAAAAUGCUUAUAUUUUGCUGAGGGUCAUGGAGGUUUAAGUGUCUGGGAUGAGAGAACAGGAAACUUCUCAAACCAGUGGUCUUUGCAUGAAGACAGAAUUAAUUCCAUAAACUUUAACUCAGAAAACUCUAACGUCAUGACUACUAGUUCCACAGAUGGAACAGCCUGCAUCUGGGAUUUGAGAAGUAUUAAUGCAAAUAAACUCAAAACUUUAAGAACAGUUGGCCACAAAAGGGCUGUGCAUUCUGCUUACUUCUCACCGUCUGGAAGGUCUCUAGUGACGACAAGUAUUGACAACACAGUUGGUAUAUCAAGUGGAGUUAAUUUUGAGGACAUAUCAAUGAUAUACCAUGAUAAUCGUACUGGUAGAUGGAUUUCUUCGUUCAGGGGUCGGUUUCUGACAGCUGCUAUUAACACUGGAAACAGGGCAAUAUGGGGCUGGGACGAUGAAUAUGUCUUCAUUGGCAAUAUGAAAAGAGGCGUAGAUGUUAUCUCCCCAGUUGAAAGAAGAACAGUUUUCACUUUACAGAGCCCACACAUGUCCGCAAUUCCAUGUAGAUUUGAUGUUCACCCUUUCAAUGUUGGGAUGCUAGCAGGAGCCACAAGUGGAGGCCAAGUUUACAUAUGGACAUUGGGCUGCUAG
Messenger RNA from Prunus armeniaca (apricot), 1632 nucleotides. The record is from the annotation of a GenBank genome assembly. NCBI's taxonomy places the organism in Eukaryota, Viridiplantae, Streptophyta, Magnoliopsida, Rosales, Rosaceae.